AUGAUAAGAAAAAGCAAAAUUGAAAGGAGUGAACUUGGGAACACAUCCAUUAUUGAAGAUGUCUACAAUGGAAAUGUAUACAAAACUCAUUUUGAUAGUAGUGGUUUUUUCCAUGGAACAACCAAGGAAGAGAGGAAUCUUCAAUUGCACCUUUCUUUUCAAAUUAACACUGAUGGAGUUGCUGUGUUCAAGUCAUCUAAAUUUGGUGUUUGGCCUGUGUAUGCAGUUAUCAAUGAAUUGCCACCUGAUGCAAGAUUCACAAGAGAAAACCGUAUCUUCUUAGGACUAUGGUUUGGAACUCAGAAACCAAAUAUGAAACUACUUUUUGGAUCCUUUUUGAAAGAAUUCAAUUUGCUUUUUACAGGCAUUCCCAUGAGUAUUAAAGAAGAACAGUUAACAGUUAAAGCCAUUCUUCUUAGCUGCACAGCUGAUGCACCAGCGAGAUGUUUAAUGAUGGAUUUUGUCCAGUUUAAUUGUAAUUAUGGGUGUCCUUGUUGUCUAUCUCCUGGAGAAACAUUUGCAAUAUCGGCAACAGGGAACUCGCAUAUAUACCCCUACAAGUCAGAAAGUAAUGAAGGCCAUGACAAGUUAAGGACAAUGGAGGAAACCAAAGCUACAGCGCAUCGAGUAGAAACGGAAUAUUUGAGUGGAAGAAGACGAGAUCCUGUGCCAGAAAUGGGAGUCAAAGGAAUAUCCUUUUUGAUGUCAUUUCCAAAGUUUGAUUUAAUCAAAGGUACUGGCAUAGAUUAUAUGCACUGUGUUUUGCUUGGUGUUGUUAAGAUGAUCCUAGGGCUUUGGAUUGAUCUAGAUCACAAAAAUGAGCAAUGGUCUCUUAGAAGCCAUAUUGAUGUACUUAAUGAUAGAAUCAAAAAACUAAGACCACAUUGUUUGAUUUCACGCCUACCAAAAAAAAUUGAUGAGUAUGGUGACUGGAAAGCAUCUGAAUUUAGAACAUUUCUUCUUUAUUACUCUGUACCCCUUUUGGAAGAUGUACUCCCUUCAAAAUAUUAUGAUCAUUUUUGUAAUUUAGUACUUGGCAUUUUCUUACUUUUAAAGACUUCAAUUUCACAGACUGAUCUGAAAUUAGCGAGAUGUUGUUUCAAAAGAUUUUGUAUUGGUAUAGAAGAACUUUAUACGGAGUGUUACGCUACAUUUAAUGUUCAUUGUCUUUUACACUUGUGUUCAAAAGUCGAAGAUUUGGGACCACUUUGGUCCCAGUCUUGUUUUUUUUUAUGAAGGAUUGAAUGGUGAUCUUAGAAAUCUUUUCCAUGGUACACAAAAAAUUGAUCUCCAAAUUGUAACUGCUGUAUGCAUUCAAAAUAAAAUUCCUGAACUUGUUGACAAAUUAGAAAUAGGUUCUGUGAAGUCUUUUUAUCAAAAGAUGCAGUCAUCUUUGCAACAGUCAUUUACUAGGAUAUGUAUUGGACUUAAAACUUUUGUGGUUGGCUCUAUAAAGGCCUUUUUGCCUGAGGAACAUGUUACACAAUUACUGGAAAAUAAGUUUGGAAAUGUUGCUGAAUAUCAUAUCCUCUACAGAGUUUUACACAAUAAGAUAAUGUAUUAUAGUGAGGAGUACAAGCCUGUAAAAAAAAGAAACUCCUAUACAUGUAAGAACAAGAGUGGUAUUUGUCAGAUUAGAUAUUUUUUACAGUGUGCAACUGAAAAUGGAUACACAUAUGUUGCUGUUACUAGAAUACUUAAUGUACAGAAAUCUUGUACAAAUGUUUGUCAAG
This is a messenger RNA of Saccostrea echinata, 1733 nucleotides long. RefSeq lists its product as uncharacterized. Bases 1 to 1236 code for a protein of 411 amino acids. The record is from RefSeq and is a predicted model, not a curated record. The transcript has 3 exons. Lineage: Eukaryota; Metazoa; Mollusca; Bivalvia; Ostreida; Ostreidae.